Molecule: messenger RNA, 1479 nt
Organism: Oncorhynchus tshawytscha (Chinook salmon)
Lineage: Eukaryota; Metazoa; Chordata; Actinopteri; Salmoniformes; Salmonidae
Product: bromodomain-containing protein 1-like
Exons: 7
Coding region: 1-1479 (492 amino acids)
Source: RefSeq, a predicted model, not a curated record
AUGAGGAAGAAGGUUCGGCACCACAGGGUCCCCGUGCCCCAGCGGCCACCCUCCCCGAUCCGGCCGUCCCCCAACAAACAGACUCUGACCUAUGCCCAGGCCCAGCGCAUGGUGGACAUGGAGAUUGACGGCCGGGUGCAUCGGAUCAGCAUCUACGACAAGCUGGAUGUGAUCUCGGAUGAUGACCCUAUGGCGCAGGAGAUUAUGGAGUGCACCAGCAACAAGGAGAACAUGGAGAAGCCUCAGCAAACACUGAUGCGCUCCGUCCGGUUAAAAAACAGCCAGGAGAAGAGGAGUGCAGCUGCGGUCGCACAGAACCCUACAACACAUGGAGCUACAGCAGCACAGGCAGCACCAGCACAGACACUUCCAGAGGCCAAGGUCCGGACUGUGGAGUAUAACCUUCCAGCUGUCCCCAGGAGGCCCCCAGUGUAUUAUAAGUAUGUGGAGAAGACGUCAGAGGAGCUGGAUGAGGAGGUGGAGUAUGAUAUGGAUGAGGAGGACUACGCCUGGCUGGAAGUAGUUAAUGAUAAGAGGAGGAGUGAGGGCGUCAGUCAGGGGACGACUGUCAACCGCCGCACUGCCGUGCUCUUCAGAAAAUCCAAGACCUCUAGCCCUGGGAAGAACCAGGGGGGGAGAGGAAGAGGCGAGGCCCAGACAGGGUGCCCUCAGCUGGGCACCAAGACCUUCCUGUCGGUGAUGAUCCCCAGGCUGGAGACCCUCCUCCACCCCAGGACCAGGAAGAGGAGCCACAGUUCCAGAGUGGGGGCCUGUCUUCAUGGUUUUGUGAUGGAGGAGGUUAUUGAUGAAGAGAGGGAGCUAACUGCCAGCAGGCCUCUAGAAACCCGGAGACGGUGUGCCUCUGAGUCCAGCAUCUCAACUAGUGGUAGUCUGCUGGGCAGCACCAGCAGCAACCUCCGUCUUCCAACAUGUGGUAAGGGCAAACCGGCCCUGGUCCGAAGAAACACUGUGGAUGAUAAGAACGAGCUCAUUGCCUGUAUAGAAACCGAGAAUUUUGCCAGAGCUGCUAGGAUUGCUGCUGAAGUUGGCAAUAACAAUAUUUGGAUGCCUGCUAGUGCUUCAACAGUUGUUCUGGAACCUCGAAAGCUAGUUUGGGCAAAAUGUAGCGGAUACCCUUCCUAUCCUGUCUUGAUUGUUGACCCCCACAUGCCCCGGGUUGGAUGCCAGCACAACGGGGUGUCUAUCCCCAUACCUCCCCUCGACGUCCUCCGGGUCGGAGAACGGAUGCAGUUCAAGAACAAAAAACUCUUCCUCGUCCUAUUCUUCGACAACAAACGCAGCUGGCAAUGGCUUCCUAAGUCUAAGAUGGUCCCUCUGGGGAUCAACAAGACCAUCGACAAGAUCAAGAUGAUGGAGGGCAGAACAUCCAGCAUCCGUAAGGCUGUUCAGACUGCCUUCAAACGUGCCAUGAACCAUCUUAGCAUCGUUCAGGACAAACCUGUCAGCGACGUGGACUAA